GUCCAACAAAUAUACUAUAUGAAUUCAUUAAACAUAUGGGAAAGAAAAGUAAAGAACAAAUAUGUAAACUGUUUAACAGAAUCAUAAAUGAAGGAGAACUACCUAAAGAUUGGAUAACAAGCGUAAUAGUACUACUACCAAAACCUAAAGAUUGGGAAGGGAACCUAAAUGUA
Molecule: messenger RNA, 173 nt
Organism: Dentiscutata erythropus
Lineage: Eukaryota; Fungi; Glomeromycota; Glomeromycetes; Diversisporales; Gigasporaceae
Source: the annotation of a GenBank genome assembly